Messenger RNA from Varroa destructor (honeybee mite), 4249 nucleotides. Its product is annotated as SIN3-HDAC complex-associated factor. Gene Ontology annotation, biological process: negative regulation of cell migration. The record is from RefSeq and is a predicted model, not a curated record. Lineage: Eukaryota; Metazoa; Arthropoda; Arachnida; Mesostigmata; Varroidae. Gene Ontology annotation, cellular component: Sin3-type complex.
CCGCCGCCGUUGCUGCUUCCCGUUCGCGGGUCGCCGGCGAUACUCGAAAGAAUAAAAGAAAGUAAUCGCACGAUUAGCGAUCGGUUUCCACUGUGGCAGAAGGAGCUCCUCAAGUCGUUUCAUGUCUCGUUCCACAUACGCUUGUCGGAACGCCGCGUCUGCGAUAGCGAGCUUAGCGGUCGCUGGUCCAGUGAUCUGAUGAAUUAUAUAUCGAAAUUUUUCCAGUGCGACCGUUGUUAACAGAUGGGAUAUCAAUACUGCCAAUGCUACAACAGGGAGUGGCUUGUGAAGAAUGAGAGGUACGAAGUGAAAUCAAUUUGCUCAAUGCAUACUGGAAUAUGGUUCAAUGGAUAAUCGGAAGCUGGCCUCAUGUCAUCUUCAAUUUAUAUGCCUGACAUCGAUGAUUGAUUAACAAAUUAUCCUAAAGACCAAGCUUUCUAUCAAACGUUACGUGUUGUUUUGCUUAAGUGCAGUAAUGCCGACAUUGAACGACCUGCGUGUAUAUACAACGCAUAUUCAGCUAGGGAUGAUAAACCUAAUGUGUUCCGUUCGUUGGGUGCCUGGCAGGUGGCAGACUCACCACGCCUAUCACGUAAUAGUUACUUUCAAUUUGGCCACUGCUGCUGCCGCGCGGUCAGUAAAAACGUUCACGAAGACAACGUUCUCCAUCAGGAUACUGCUCGUCAAUUGUAAUCAUCGCUCGGCCCAUGAGAACAAACAAACAUUUGUUUAAUCUGUAUAUGGGAGGGUUCAGUGCGCGUAAGUGUGGGGAAGGGUCUUUCUAGUGCUGUUUUGUGAUAACAACAAAAGCUUAGUUUGAUAAGUGAACGGGAAGGUUUCCGGCAACAUGUGGAAUCUUUAAUGAUAAAAAGCAUGUGCACAUUUUACCUACACAUGAUACCAUGAAGCUUUUUUCGACAAUUCCUCAAAUUGCUGUUAUUAUAGUGCGUUGCAUAAUCAGCGAUCGACACUCAUGUUUUUUCUCCUGAGCAACGGUGCAGAAAUUGCUACAUGUUAAUAUCAGAUUUAACAGCAAUGACAGUAUGUUUAUUAGUAUGGCCGAGUCGGUAUUGGUGCUAGCGGGGUGUCACCAAAUGCGUUAAACCAUGACCUUUGUUUACUCGAUGAUGAUCUUUAACAGCAUCGCGUUCGUUCAUGUCUGUCCUCCACACAUUUUGGCCUCUUAGGCUCCAUUACUGAGUUCACCAGUUAUCUGCUAUUCGACCCUGACCUAUUCGGUCGCGGAGUUCUACGAUGACGCAAUCUUUCCCGGCUUGUGCAAGUUGAGGUUAGACAGGAAAGGGAAGAGGCGGAGGGGACCUAAACGAAGCUAUCAUGAGUCAAUAUCGCGAAGCAAGCAAAGAGAGGCCGGAAUCCAAUGUGAGACGGGACUCUUAUCCGGCAGAGACCCACCAAUAAGACUUAAUUUGAUCAAAUAUAGCUCUAAAACAGUAUGUGGUGCAGAAGCUUUCAAGUAAACUCUAUGAAAUAGAAUACCGGAUGAUUCGCUAUAGAUCAGUGUCACCUCUAGUGAACGUGUACAUAUACUGAAUGCUAUUGGCAAAGUUUACGUUGUAAUAGUAGUUGAGCCGCUUUCCCAUCAACUAAGUUAUGCUGUAAAGUGAUAACGUUGAGUGAAGUGCAGGGAACGGUGAGGUGGCGCCUUGCUCAAAAUUGCACCAUGUUCAGCUUUCACAAACCCAAGAUUUAUCGGUCCGUUCACGGAUGCUGUAUAUGUCGGGCGAAGUCAUCUAGUUCGCGUUUUACGGACUCUGCCAAAUACGAAUCGGAGUUUGAGAAGUGCUUCAAAAUUCGCGAACGACGCACUGGCGAAAUCUGUAACGCGUGCGUCCUGCUUGUCAAACGGUGGAAGAAACUUCCCCCCGGAACGACUCGGCAUUGGAAUCAUGUGGUUGAUGCACGAGCGGGUCCGGGCACUAAAGGCACUCAUACAGGAGGUCGGAUCGCGAACCCUCAUAAACCACUUAAACCACAAAGGCCAAGCAGUAAGAAGAAGCCCAUGAAACCACCGCGAAGAUUACGCGAGAUCGAGUCCUUGCACGACAGCUUGGCGGGGGUCUACGGUGAGGAACGGAUCAAGCGGUCGUCGCGGCGGAAUAGUGAUGGAUUCACUUAUUACGAGGAUGCAGGCUUUGAGAGCGACAGCUCGAUCGAGUCGGAUAGCGGCGGUGGUCGCCUAGACGCCGAACCUGAGACGCCCGAGUUGAGUUCGGCGUCGUCCGCCGAAGGUGAAGACGAGGACGAUUGGGAGCCAAGAACUCCUGAACGAAGGAAACCGGGAAUGAAGGAUCCUAAAGAGCAUACCGAUAUCGACAAGGACCAGCUACGACACAAACGGAAAAACUUUAAGCCGCAAAAUGCUACGUGCAAGAUGUCCUCGUUUAUCGACAAUACAUUCUGGAGAAAAGAGCGUAUUUGCUGCGGAGUCGUGUUCAAGGGUCCUCGGGAUGAGUUGCUGAUCUAUCCGAAACUUCUCAAACCAUGCGCCUGUCGUCUCCGGAGAAAUUCUGCAUCUAGCCAACACUCACAUUCACAGGACUCUAACAGUUCAGCUUGUGUCACGCCGAACUCUGAGGUUCUUCUAUUGCCGACGAGUCCGGAAUCGCUCAGCACAUCAGAUACGUUCCCCACAGCAUACGGCGUGAAGCGGCAUCGAGACUUGACAGAUGCCCUUGCCGAAGCCGAGGCGGGCAUCGCGGGAGAGGCCGAAGGUGUCCCCGACAGUCCUACAAUCAGAACUAACGGGACAACAACAACAUCAGCCGCAGCCUUUUUCGUCUAAACGUCCGCGCGUUGUGUGACGAUGUAAAGUGCGACUAAUAGCUCGGGUCGUGUACGAUAUUUAUCUAGAAAUAUUUCAAAUAGACUUUAGCGCAUCUCAGUGUGUUUAGGUCGAACGCAAGGCGACGGCCUUAGUUUCCAUUAUAUGUCUACAAACGUAUAAACAAGAUAAGGCUUGCUUGAUGGAUGCGGGGAGGAGUUUACGUAGCCAAAACGAUUUUCUCUAAAGCUCCAUCGGAUAACGGCUAUUCACGACGAUAGGAAAAAUGACAAUUGGUUUAUGAUGAGCGUUAGUAUUAUUACGAGUGCGGAAAUGUUCAGACGUGGAUGUUAUGUUCCAGUUAGCGCCGAUUAGAGCUAGGAAGGCGAUGACGGAAUCCAGGUCUACUAGCUAGUAUUAUUAUAAGAUGAGACAAGAUGGCGACGAUGUGAGCAUGUUGCACAAGUUUUGGUUAUCGAUUGCAGUCAGCUAGUCUGAUUGCGUAGCAAAGAUGACGAUAACGACGUUGAUAGUGCGUAAGUGAGCGUGUGAAUUACUGUCUAUCUGGCUGGCUGGCCAAAAUGUACGAGGAUGCGAAAUAUAAGCGUUGUCGCCAUGCGUUUGUGGAGGUACGAAAAGAGUUUAAUGUAAGUUUGUUCAAAUGAAGACGAGUAAUGGGUGCACGACGGCGGUUUGGCGUCCCUUACUGAACAAUGAAAAUGUACGCUAUCUGUGAAAAUUAACGAUAGCGAUAUAAUUGUUCGUGAAACACGAAAGACAUUGUCGGGUGAUAAUUGACAAAGAAAGAUGGCGGACAGACAGGGACGAAGUGUAACAAAUGGCGGCGAAGUUAAGGAAAGAUGGCACAUUUGUAGAUCUGAAUACGGUCGUCGUGGCGAUGGCUGUUAUGAUGGUUGAGAGUUAGCCGGCUAAUCUUGAGCAAGAUUAGACCUCCAGAUUAGAAUGGUGUGAUUGAUCAGGAUAUAUGAUGCGUGCCUGUGUGUGCACAGAAUUGUGUUCUGGUUAAGCUUAGCUGGAUGUAUGCGUCCGCAUCUAAUCUAUGCGAGAAAGCGAUGGUGUCGGCGACGACGAAUACGUGAACAGCGACCGUAACGGGAAGGCGCCGACAGAACGAGCCAAUUCGGGAUCCCCUAGCCAGUAAAUGGCUCCUAUCAAUAGAAGAACUACUGAUAAAUGAAGUAUCGAUGAAUUUAUGCUUAGAUAUAUGUGGUCAAGAGAAUAGUGGUAGCAUAAGGAUUACUACGACAAGCUAGCUGACCAUUUCUUUCUCGUCUGCCUACCUGCCUGCCUGCCUGCCUAUCUAUCUGUCUGUCGGCGUGUCUGUUACGUGUGACGGGAGACUGUGUGCGCAUGUAUCAAUCAAAUGCAUAAUCGUGCAUCUUCUUCUAUAUAUAUAUAUAUAUAUAUAUAUAUAUAUAUAUAUAUAUAUAUUGAAAAAGUCAAUAU